AAACAAGAUAGAUAGGCUUUUAUGGCCGCUGCUUUUCUCGCAGCAAGCUAUGGAGCAGCCGCACCUUUCAAUCACAGUGGCUGGAGCGGCAGAAACAAGGCAUGGAAUUGGAAUCUCCAUCGCGGGUUCAAGAGCUCAAGAAAUUUCAAGUGGUGGUGCCAAUGCGUAUCGAGCAAGUCUAACUACGGCUAUGGUGGCAAGCCAGCCGAGGAGGUGAGUGUGAUGGUCACCGGCAGCACAGGCUACAUUGGUCGAUUCGUGGUCAAGGAGCUCCUGAAUCGGGGCUACAAGGUCGUGGCAGUGGCACGCCAGGGAUCAAACGCAAAUCCCUCCGUGGAAGAAGAGAAAUCCUCCUCCGGAUCCUUAGAGUGUGUUACGGGGGAUGUGACCAACAAGGAAUCCCUGGAGAAGUCGCUAACAUCGCAGGGAAUUGGGAAGAUAGAUGUGGUGGUGUGCUGCCUGGCGAGCCGGAGCGGCGGAGUGGCGGAUUCAUGGAACAUUGAUUACCAGGCCAGUCGCAACAGCUUCGAUGUGGGAUUGGAGCUUGGAGCAUCACAUCUGGUGCUCCUCUCGGCGAUUUGCGUGCAAAAGCCACUCCUACAUUUCCAGCGAGCCAAGCUCAAGCUCGAGGCGGAGAUCCAAGGGCUGCCAUCCAAUCCGACGUGGAGCAUCGUGCGGCCCACGGCGUUUUUCAAGAGCUUGGCCGGCCAGGUGGACAUCGUCAAGGCCGGGGGGCCAUUUGUGGUGUUUGGCGAUGGACGCCUCUGUUCUUGCAAGCCCAUCAGCGAAUCUGACCUCGCAUCUUUUAUCUGCGACUGCAUCUCGGAUGAAUCCAAGCACCAGAAGCUGCUGCCAAUCGGUGGUCCUGGCCGAGCCUACACUCCUCUGGAACAGGGCGACCUCCUCUUUGAAAUCACCGGGAAGUCGCGAAGAUUUGUUAAGGUUCCAAUCCAGAUUAUGGAUUUCGCGAUUGGGCUGCUCGAUUCCGUAGCUGGAUUCUUCCCAGACAAUGCGGGCAUCCAGGAUGCUGCCGAGUACGCGAAGAUUGGGAGAUACUACGCAGCGGAGAGCAUGCUAGUGCUAGAUCCGGACACCGGAUGCUAUGAUGCCGAUGCGACACCCAGCUAUGGCACUGAUACAUUGGAAGCAUUCUUCCAAAGAGUGGUUAUGGAGGGCAUGGCAGGUCAGGAACUGGGAGAGCAAGUUCCAUCGUUCUUGCGUAGUGAUAGUUAAUACUCCGUCUUGAUGUACUUCUAAACAGAAUUCAGUCUUUUUACAAAAGACCUUCAUUAAUAUCUAUAAUUUACUGAUAAGGGGGAGGUUCACUGGC
This is a messenger RNA of Selaginella moellendorffii, 1330 nucleotides long. RefSeq names its product divinyl chlorophyllide a 8-vinyl-reductase, chloroplastic. The transcript has a single exon. Lineage: Eukaryota; Viridiplantae; Streptophyta; Lycopodiopsida; Selaginellales; Selaginellaceae. The record is from RefSeq and is a predicted model, not a curated record. Gene Ontology annotation, molecular function: oxidoreductase activity. The coding region runs from base 22 to 1233 and encodes 403 amino acids.